GCAGCUGCAGUCUCCUAUCUCCAUAGAGACCAUAGAGAUGGGCCAGAGCGGACCGCGCGCCCUCUUCACCCCCACUUCCCUUCCCCCGUCUGCGCAUGCUCCCGCCUCUCCCGUACGGCGGCCGAGUGGCUUUUGCGGCCUCUUCGCCCCCUCGACGGCGGGCCCGGGCAGGAGGCCCGCUGAGGAAGAGGAGGAGGAGGAAGAAGCGGCGGCUGCCAUGAAGCUGAGCACGCAGGCCUACUGCAAGAUGGUGCUGCACGGCGCCAAGUACCCGCACUGCGCCGUCAACGGGCUGCUGGUGGCCGAGAAGCAGCCGCCGCCCCAGCGCGGACGGGAGCGGGAGUCGCCGGCCCAGGCGCUGCUGGUGGACUGCAUCCCGCUCUUCCAUGGCAGCCUGGCCCUGGCGCCCAUGCUGGAGGUGGCGCUCAGCCUGAUUGAUUCUUGGUGCCGAGAGAACAGCUAUGUAAUAGCUGGCUACUACCAAGCGAAUGAACGUGUGAAGGAUGCCAGUCCAAACCUGCUUGCUGAAAAAGUCGCCUCCAGGAUUGCAGAAAACUUCAGUGAUACAGCCCUCAUAAUGGUGGAUAACACUAAAUUUACAAUGAAGUGCCUAAAACCAGCAGUUCAUGUGUAUGAACACCAUGAAAAUAAAUGGAGAUGCAGAGACCCACACAUUGAUUAUUGUGAGGAUUGGACAGAAGCUCAAAGGAUCUCCGAAUCCCUUUUGGACAGCCGGUCCUAUGAAACACUAGUGGAUUUUGAUAACCACUUGGAUGACAUUCGGAAUGACUGGACAAACCCAGAGAUCAAUAAGGCUGUUUUGCAUCUCUGCUAAGAAGAUUCCCACUGACUUGACGUGCUGGGGUUUUCACUGUGCUGAACAAAACAAAAAAAAGAGCAUUAAUUUUCAAAUGUAAAUAGAAAGGUGAUGGUUCCUUCAGGCGAGUGAGUCCCAUCACUUAGGGAAGGAUGUGUUGCUAUGCAGUCAAGUCUUUUUAAUGAGAAUCUUUGGGACAUUCUCCCUAUUUUGAAGCCUUUUUCUGUCCGUUGCCCUGGUGUCCUCCUGCUGAUGCGUUCUUGCGACCCUCCAACUAGAUCAGGGGUAGGCAAGCUCGGCUCUUUUAUGACUCAUGGACUUCAACUCCCAGAAUGCUGACUCAGGAAUUCUGGAAGUUGAAGUCCAUGAGUCAUAAAAGAGCCGAGGUUGCCUACCCCUGAACUAGAUCAACUUGUUCCAAAUCAUUCGUAUUAAAAAGUUUUGACUUAACUUUUCAUAUCCUUUAGAGAUAAUUUAAAAAGAGAGAGAUUUGUGAAAUAUCUCAGAGAGUUAACAGCUAGUUUUAUUUUUUAAAGAAUCUGCAUCUAAAUAAAUUGCUGAGCUUUACGUGGUCUGGUCAGUUUGGAAUGUCUUAUUCCAAGGGCUGACUUCUGGACCUGGUUGCAGUCGAUGGGUAGAUUGUGCGGGGAGAAAUCAACUUGAGAUACAGUAGAUCCCCAGGAGCUGCCAAGUUUCUUUCCUUAUUCGGGAAUGCUGCAAUUUUUCUGACUCUCCAGUUUUGAGUGUUGAAGUUGAACAGCGAACCCCUUCCGUGAAUUCAGCAUAGACCAAACGGCUGUCUUUUUGUUUACUGCAAAAAAGCAAAAUAGUUCUCUCAAUUCUUUCAUCUGGAGAGAGAGAAAAGUAAUUUCUUUGAUGUUUAAUUGCACAAACAGAGGAAGAGAAGUUACAGCCGUGGAUUCCAGUUCCUGAAACAAUUCUGAUGGAGUAGCCUCUAAGCCAGCAUUCUCCUUUUGUGUUGCCCUGUCAGGAAAGGGGUUCUGACAGCUGUGAGUUGUGCAUUUGAAACACAACCCUCCUCUGAUUUGCCAGUUCUGUUCCCAGUCCUCCAAGUUCGGAUUCGUUAUUCAGGUUUUCAGAGACCAGGUUUUUCCAAGUCCGGAAAGAAUCACCAGCUGCGAUUCAGCACAAACUUUUGAUCUUUGCACACAAAGGAGAAGAAUGUGCCACUUCAAAAUCAGCGCACUCCAAAUGGAUUCCAGUCUUCCCUCGAGGUGCUGGUCCCCCUACUUUCCACAGCACGCAUACAUAUUGAUGGACACAUCUCCUUUCACCUGUCUAGUGAAAGUAAGUGUGGAAGAGCACAACUGUUGAUCGUUCAGCGCUGGCCUUCCUGUUUGUUGUCAUGCUCUUUCCUUGCAAGCAGAUGUUAUGGCGUCUUAACACUUGGGGUUUCCCUUUGAGCUGUUUGGAUCCGGCUUAUAAUAUGGUUUUGUGGUGUAAAGUGUAAAAGAGUCUUUAAAACAAUACAACCUGUGUCACUUUGGUAUUUUUCCCUCCUUUUUUUAACUUUUAGCACGGGUGUGUUCAUCCUUAUGUUGUUUUACAGGUCUGUUUUUGUUUUAUUUUGUUUCUUCCACUUGACUGAUCCUGCACUAAGGCGACCUUUUAUUUAUGGCAUAUUCUGUAUCUCAAAAAGUAUCCAUUUGGGCUUUUAUAUUGCUUUCUUUCCUUCACCCCCUUGAAAAUAAAGAUGAUGAAACAAACCUCA
Molecule: messenger RNA, 2549 nt
Organism: Crotalus tigris (Tiger rattlesnake)
Lineage: Eukaryota; Metazoa; Chordata; Lepidosauria; Squamata; Viperidae
Gene: EMC8
Product: ER membrane protein complex subunit 8
Exons: 5
Coding region: 38-835 (265 amino acids)
Cellular component (GO): EMC complex
Source: RefSeq, a predicted model, not a curated record